AGAAGCCCCGAAGGAUUAUUUUGAAACCUACCCAACCAUGUAGAGUCGGGCUUUAUUGUGGAACAGAAUGGAAUUGUGUUAAAAACCUGUCUCGGUGCUAUUUUAAGACGAACGUGGAAGUCCAUUCAUUACGGGUUCUAGGUCAAACAGGUCUACCUUGUUAAGUCUUGGUCUGCUUCACACAAAUACCCGUGUGUGUAUACAGGGUGUGUUCAUGUAACAUGGCGGAGUAGCGACACAGGUACCCGAACGACAACAUUCUCACCUGUCACAACGAUUUCAUUAGCCGAUAACUUGUCCUGCUUUGGAAUAUAUAUAUAGCUGUAGUAACACCGGACGUGUAUGUGUUAGGUUUCACUGGAAUAUUUACCUGUGAUCAAAGAUUGCCUACCUGUAUUUAGUUAUAGUGACUACCAGGUACAAGUAACGUGCUGUGUUGUAAGCGAGCACAGGUGUGACAAGAAAAAAGUGAAAAAAAUCGUAUCCAACACAAUGUGUUUUGUGACAUAUUGAUUUGUUUCUACCAUGGAACAUAUCCUUGUGUAAAAACAGAAUGGCGAGUAAAUCUACACGAACGACAAACGGGAUGUCGGAUAGUAAACAAAGACACGUCAGUAACAUACAUAUUGGAGGUGGCGCCUCUCCCCCGAGGAAGCGGUCAUCCCAUUCUAUACAAGCACCAGCCACUUCUGCCUGGGGUGGAGAUGAACGCCAUUUUGACGUUUCUAUCACAGACGAAAACCCAGAAAGUGCGAGUCCUCGGACAAAACAGAACAAUGGUCUCGCGGCAUUGGAGGAGUGCGAACUUGACCCGAAAUUUGGGACCACUACACUUUCGUCUGCUAAGGUUUCGGAUCAGCUGCUAAAAGUUUUACAAGACUCGACUGUCGUUCACGAAGCGGUGGGAAAUGGCAAAGACAACGAUGACCACCGAUCCUCAGGUCGCCACUCUACAGCAAGCGACAACUCGACAGAACAAUCGGACGAGCCCUCCAUAACCAGGUCACAUGACUCUGGGGAUUCUAUUGUCCCCAGUAGCUGGACUUCCUUCGCUCAGAGCCUGUUCACAGUGAAGGGGUCCAGUAGCUACUGCUGUGCUGCUCUGCCACUGCCCCUUCUACCAAAGUAUGAAAAGGCAGAUCACUUGGCCUCAUUAGCUUCCUGGGUGACGAUCCUGAGAAUCAUGGGAGAUCUACCAGACAUUGACACUGUAGACAAGAUUGAUGUCGCUGGGCAAUCAACGCCCCCUACUGUCCAAGUCCGACAGUUCUACCACAAGAAAUACACAAAGAAAGACGUAGAUGAUUCACACAAGAAAUAUACAGAACUGUUUAAAAAUCCUGGUUUCACAGAAGCUAAGGGUCUGCCCUUCCUCAGUGAUUCAUCAGCCUCCAUGUUAGAGAAGGUCCAGUUUAUAUGUGCCCUCGGCAUCUAUCAGCCAGACAUCAGAGAUGAGCUGUACUGCCAGGUUUGUAAACAGCUGACCAAUAACCCAUCACGCAACAGUACUGUGAGGGGCUGGGUUCUCUUAUACCUCAUGGCAGGCAGUUUCUCCCCUACAGAGAGGUUUUCACCGUGCUUCCUCCAGUUCCUACAGGAGAGUAUGCCGGAGCAUGCUAAUCGUGUGGAGAGAUUACUGCGGAGGACGUUCAUUACCGGGACAAGGGCUUUCCCUCCUAGCUGGCUGGAGUUCCAGGCCGCCAAAAAUGGCAAACCGAUUCUGCUUCCUGUGGCAUUAAUGAACGGCAACAGGAUGCUGGUGGAAGCGGAUGCCGUGACUACGGUUCAGGAACUGAGUCGGCAGGUUGGGAACCGGAUCGGUCUCCAUCACCUAGAAGGCUUUUCACUCUACAUAACGCUAAUGCAGAGGAUCUCAUGUCUGGGUCACGGGCUUCACCGUGUGAUGGAUGCAGUGUCGGAGUGUGAGCAGCACACCCGUCAGAUGGGAAUGAAGGAGAGCACGUCCACAUGGAGGUUAUAUUUCCGUAAAGAGUACUUCACGCCCUGGCACGAGCACAACCGUGAUCCCAUUAGUAUCGACCUCGUCUAUCAGCAAGUGAUGAGGGGCGUGUCUGUGGGCGAGUAUAACUGUGACAAGGAGGAGGUUUUGGUCAUGAUGGCAGCUCAGCGAUAUUUUGUAGAACACGGAAAUGAUUUAAAGCCGGAAAAAAUUGAAUCGUUCCUCACUAGUUGGCUUCCUGGAGAGAAGAAAAUGGGUGAUGAGCUGCAGUCAUGGGUGGGAAAAGUGACACAAGUGCUUGAAAAAGACAUUUUAAAAAGUAAAAUCAAUGCUGACACCCUAAAAGCAGACGUUGUGACAUUCGCCAAAAAUAAAUGGUUUUCCAUGUUUUCGCGUUUCUACGAUGCAAGUAAAAUCCAGGGACCCGACACCUCAUGGUCGCAUGUGAUUCUAGGCCUUAAUUUCAAAGGCAUUCAGGUGAUGGACGAGAAAGAGAAUAUCAAAAUGCAGAUUCCAUUUAUAGAGACUGCCUCUAUAUCUCGCAACAGACAUACGACGACGAUUUCCACAGUGAAAUCUGAAGAAUAUGUGAUAUUUUCACUUCAUUCGGAGGAUCUCUACCGUUUGCUGUCUAUGUUCCUUGAAGGAUUGAAGCGCAAAUCAAAAUACGGAUUUGUUGUCCAAGACUGUUCACAAUAUGAUGGUGCAAUAGGGUUGAGCGUACAAAAAGGAGACCUCGUCAAACUUGAUCAUCCGUACGACGACUUGAAGAAAGCUGAUGUUUUCACAGGCACGUGUCAACGCACGGGGAAGAGCGAGACGAUGCCACGUGACCUGCUAUACAUACUCCCAGUUAUAGAACAGCCAACAAAGGAUAUGAUGGGAAUGGUGACUGUCCAACUUAGGAAGGAAUUUAAUCCAUUCAUUACGUUGGUUAACACUGAAAACAAGAAGGAGGAACACAACCUUCUCAAUUUCUCCAAACACCACUUCCGAUCGUCAAAUGAAAACAGAAUGUCAAAAAUUUUGUCCAAAGCCUCAUUCAAGAAGGACAAGUCUACUCAGUUAUGGAAAUUCAGCAAGGAGCCUCUGAAGAAACCACUGCUCAAGAAAACCUGUAAUCGAGAAGAACUGAGGCAAACGAGCUGUAGAUGCUUCCUGGCGAUCCAACAGUUUAUGGGAGACUCACCAAACAAAGACCAGAUAUCCGACUUUGAGCUCGCCAAUAACUGUGUGCUCGAACCGUCCAUGAGAAGUAGACAUAUGAGAGAAGAGGUGUAUUGUCAACUAAUAAAACAGCUUACACACAACCCAGAUAAGACCAGUGAGGAUCGAGGCUGGCAGCUGCUCGUUCAUAUGUCCUCAACAGUCAUCCCGGGAAGUGAUCUGGUGGAGGAAUGUGAACUCUUCAUGAAAGGAAGUUUACAUAGAAUGGCCGCCCCUUGCCUUGAUAGAUUUCAGACAACGAAACGGAACGGAUACAGACAGUACCCACCUCAUCAAAAGGAGUAUGAACUGCUUAGGUCCAACGAAAGAACAAUCAAAUUUGAUGUGGUCUUGCCGUUUAACGAAAGACAGUCAGUAGAGGUGGAGACCACAAGUCGCGUUUUUGACAUCAAACAACAGCUCCUGACCAAGUUUGACCUAGUCGACGCAGCGAUGGAGUAUGGCUUGUUCUUCGCCCUUCGAGACAGAGGUCCACAAUAUUCCUCUACCCAUUCAAAAACGACCUCUGGUCACAAACAUGGGUCGGCAUUCAAUAUCACAGUGUUGGGUGCUUACGAUGGAGAUUAUUUUAUGGAUGCCCUCUGUCACGUGGAGAGAUUCUGGACAAAGCUGGCACACUCAGGGAGAGUUAGUCAAGCGUCACCGGAACCUCCACCAGAACCUCACGUGUUCUUCAUGAAGAAGAUAUGGGUGAAUGCCGAACCUGGACAACACAGGAUGGCUGACUCCAUGUUUCACUUUCCUCAGGAACUGCCAAAUUACCUCCGGGGCUUCCACAAAUUUUCAAAUGUUGACCUUGCUAGAAUGGCGGCCUACAUUUACCGAGGGCAGUUUGGUGAAGAUUUGGCAGGGAUGAUCAACUUUCAUGAAAAUAUCAACGCUCUGAUACCUCGGUCCCACGCCAAGACAAAGUCAGUCGACGAGUGGCGAAAGGCCGUAGAGACAAACCUAAAGCUGACCAAGGACCUUUCUCCGGACAAAGCCAAAGUAGAAUUCCUCAAGACCAUCUGGGCAUGGCCCACUUACGGCAGUGUCUUCUUUGAAGUCAAGCAAAGAAUGAUGAAAACUAUGCCAAAACAUUUGUUACUGGCCGUCAAUCCCAACGGUGUGUUACUGCUGGAUCCCGAGUCCAAGGAUAUUUUGGCCAAUUACGAGUACGGCAAAAUCCCUAACUGGGCCUUCGACGAAUUUUCCUUCACACUCGUUGUUGGCGAGUCGUCAAAUGCCACGAAAAUAUUCUUCGAGACCAGUGUGGGACACAACAUUGACGACGUUGUGAUGUCGUAUGUGGCAUGGACCAUGAACACACACAUCAAAAAGCGUCCAAAGUACGCAGGUGUGACUGUUGGUGAAUCAAGCUGUUAAACUCAUCAAACUUCAAAAUAUCGAGUCAUUAGCUCAAAAGCCUCACAUUAUAAAGAUGAAUAAAAGUUAUAUAUUUGGUUCAACAAAAAGCAAGAUUUCAGAAAUAAAUUCUGACGAAGAAGGUUCACUUUAAUAGGUCAAAGGAUCAGAGGAGAGAUAAUGCAUGGUAAACCAACGUGGAACUUGUAUCUAGAAAUUAUUUGGGUUUAAAUAAUCUAUUACAGGUCCUGAUUUCUUAAAUAUAGCUUCAAGCAUCAAGUGAAAAUACCUAAAUACAAAAUAUUGAUAUACGAAGGAGAUUGUAUCACAUCUCGUUACUCGGGAUAAACUGACAUACGUUUGAUCAUGUGUAUUCAGAGGUUUGUAAGUAUUCAUAUUUCGCAAAUAUAAGUAUGCUAUUGUGGUAAUUUUUUGGGUUUGAUGUCUCAUUAAAUAAUAUUAACCAAAGUAUAUAAAUUUCAAAGGAACUGUACGUCUUUUAUAUUUAGCUUAAAUUCUGCAUCAGAUUAUGAUGGUGGCAUAAGUAAAGUUUUAUUCUACAUAAAGUACACAUUGUAUUAUAAGUUUGGUGGUUUGCAUAAUAGUAUGCGUUUAAUAUCAAUGGAUUGAUUGAGAAGAACAUGUCUGUUUUAUGAUAUAAUAACCAAUAUGUAUGUCUAAUCACCCGUAUACAUAGACACUUUGAAACAGAUACUUGUUUUUGUAUGACAUUUAUUUUAUAACGUUUUUACGAAAACUUGAUGGAUUUACAUCAUAUUGAACAAAUACUAGAAGCUCAAAAGUUCUUUAAAAGACCAAAUGGUAAGUUAAAUUAGGUACGCAAGUUUGUGACACAGAUACCAAGGCCGAUACGAGGAAGAGGUUCGUAAUAACAAGGUGUGGAUUUUUUCCUGUACAUAUUUAGCUUAAACAGUAUUUAUAUCUGUGUUCAUUUUUUCUUAAAAUUUUGCAAUCAAUGAUUGAUAUAUAUAUUCCGUUGUAUUUUUAGAAAUCAUAUCACCACAUGUGUUGAUUAUUUGUAUAUAUAACAUUAUAUUCAUUGUCUUUCAAAAUCCAUAUUAAAUAUCGUGUGUUUUUUAAUCAUUCUGUUCUUGUCCUGUUUGGAUCCGGUUGUAUGAAGCACUGUUAGCUUAACGGCAUGUUAAAUAAAAUUUUAAAUCUCAACAAUUUUCAUAAUGAAUGAAAGCAGUGUAAUUGGAAAUAGCCAUUAUAUGAGCAUCUACAGACAAAACCCGUAGAAGGACUUAUACAUUUUUUUGAAAAAUAGUCGAGACAAAAAAAGAUGAAAACAGUUCGAUAGUACAUGGUUUAAACCGAACGACCUGUUAAGUUAACGGUGCUAUAAACAACUGACCUCUUUUCGUUAUGUAUUGGGUGUACACUGAAGUAAACCUAUAUAUAGAUCGACAAACAUGAUUUAAGUUUAUAAAAUAUUUUAAAUGAAGAUGAUUGAUUAUGAUUUAUAGGUAGUUUAUCAUAAUUAUAUUAGAUUCAGCAGAUUUGAUAUAAAUCACAAUCAAUUGUCACAAGUUGAAUAUCCUGUUUAUCCAAUAACCGAUAUAUGAUAAAGAGCUUUACUCUUUAUCAAAUAUAUGUUACUACAAGUGUAACAGUGAAAGUAUUGACAUCGUCACGUGGUGUUUACUUGUAGCUGGAAAUGAUUAAGACACAAUCUACUUGAAAUACAAGUUUUCAAUAAUAUCUUCUCUUGUGGCCAAAAGCUACAACUUUGUAACCAUACAAAGGCAUCCAUAGGCACUUAUUUCAUUUUUGAAACACUUAAAAUAUUUUUUUAUUCUGUCGAGCUUAUUGCCUAUGAACAGUCUUAAAUGAACGAAAUGGUCAUCCAAUUACUUAAUGUUUAAAUGAGAGCUUUCUUACUUCAUAACUCGAGUAAUCACAUUACAUAAAAGUUUAAGAAAUUAGACUCUACGAGAUAAAGGUGAUGGAACAUAUAGUAGUUAUGGGGUUUAUGUCAUUAUCCGUUGUAACGCUAGUAACGAUAAUGUAGUUUGCUUAAUACAUCCGGUGAUGUGCUAUCUUAUUUUGAUUAUAUCUAAAAGUUUAAUUGUUAUGCUAAAGCUGUCCUUCUCCUACAGUUGUGUAAAUAUGAAAGUUAUCAUUUCAAUUUGAAAAAUAUUUAUUUGUUCAUUUUUCCCCAUUUCUUGCUUCUAUUAAACUGACAAAAAUCAAAAUGUAACCCAGUGGACACAAUGCAGCAAUAAACGAAAUCUAGGAUACUUAUUAGUCGUAGGUGUUGCAGUCGACACAAAAACUGUACCGAUAUCACCAUUUAUUUAUAGGAAUAAUAUUCAGGAAGUUUCACUUUAACAAUGAAACAUAUGUCAACCAUGUCUAAUUGUAUGUUUUGUUCUUGUAAUUGCCUUUGGUACAUGUAGCUUAUAAACAUAUCUAUGAGUUGCAUUUCAACCUAAGGGGGAUAACAAUUUAUUUUUCUCUGAUCUUCAGUUAUCUCCCUUUUCUUUGCUCAAAGACUUACUUGAUUUGAAUUAUACACUGAAAACCAUAUCGAGUUAUUUAACGGUUCUAUUAAAUUUCAUAUAAUAUGAACAAAACCAGGGAUACAGUCGUAUUUUUUUUUUAGAAAUGCCAAUGAACAUUUCAAAAGGGAAAAGUAUAAUCAUUUAUUUAUUCAGAAUUAUUGCUCAAUUAAAAUCUAAAUUCGACAGAAACAAGAAAACGUUUUAAUAUUACAUAUUAUUAGCUUAAAUCUGUCUCAAACGGCUGAAUUCCUCAAUAUUUCUAUAUUAUGAUAUCGUAAACUUGAAAACACAAAUAUAAUUGAUGUCUUAAAGAAAUAAACCCGGCUCCCCUCAACGAAUCCCAGUCUCUGUAACAACACAUUCAAUUUAGAUAUCAAAUCUUAUAAAAUGUGAUGAUAUGAUGUUUUGAUUAUAUAACCACAGUUGACGUUUAAUACAUUUUCUUACUGUGAUUAUUAUUAUGAUAAAAUUCUUUUUAACAAAAACUGCAAGAGUUGUUUUACGUUUUGAUCACUUUCUUAUAUUUUUCGUAUUUUUUUAAAAAUAUGUUUCAAAAGUUUGGCUACAAUAGCGCAAACACAUUAAACUGUUGAAUGAUUAAAAUAUUGUGACACAGCCAACCAAUAUUUUAGUAUACAUGUUUUAUACGUACUGGGCACUGGUUAUAUUUAUUGCUUCGCAUCUAACAAUUUGUCGCUUUUAAUUAUGAAUCGAUAUGGUUAUUGAGAAGUAACUGUAUGGUUACGGAUCAAAUGUUUUAUUUAAAGAAAAACUUCACUGGCGAGCAAUCCAUACUGUCAAUAGUUUUAAAGUCAGGAAAGAAUUUUAUUCCUCAUUUGGAAAUGGUUUCAUAGACAGGGAUUUGUUAUAUGCAACUGUCCUAUGCAACUUACCAUUCUUAUUGUAUGAAAUAUAUUGUAGUUGAAAAAUUAAUAAGUUAAAGAUCACGGACUUCUUCAGUUUAAAUACAAUGUAACAUGCAACCUAGUUAUAAGCUAAUCAAUUUUGUGUUUAACAUUAUACACUUAACAAAACAGGGAUUCUAAUAGCAUAAUGUUUUAUGCAUCUUUUUACAACAUGAUUUAUGCAAAUGAGUUGUUACCAACGUUAUAAUUAACCUAUAUAUAUAUCCAAACAUAUUGUAGCGAAGCUAUCUCGAGGCAAGAAUUUAUAACAAAUAUAAUCUGGAUACAUUAUCUUCAACACAGGACAUAUCUGUAUACUAUUGAAAUAAGUAUGUCAUUUGAGUAAGAUUAUAUAUUUUUAUGAUACAUCAGAUGUGUUAUAAUGGCUAUUACGAAUGAUAAGAUAAGAAGUUAUGAGUUAUUAUGAUAACAUGUUAUAAUAUUGACAGGAUUUCAAUGUGAUGAGAUGCUUUAUGAGAUGUUAUUAUGGCGUUAUUGUGAGAUACUAUGAAGUUUCAUGAUAACAGGCAAUGUGAUUUUUUGAUCCUAUGACAAGUUCUGUUAAUUAUGUCUUCUCGAAUUUAUUAUUUCUAGUUUAUCCAAUAAAAUCUUGUCUGCUUCAUUUAUAGGUGUGCAUCUCACUGUGAUGUACGGUGGGUGAUUUAUGCCAUUACGUUAUUUCGGCUUCUCGCCCAGAAAAGUCAAAACAACGUAAUUUAAGCAUGGUAAGCAAACUAUACAGUAAAAAAAUGUCCUGGUGGUGAAAAAUCUGAUCUCCUUGAUUUACACUGUCGAUGCCGAAGAAGAUGCUUACUUUCCGGUACAACUCGCCUUAUUCUCUUUGUACUUUUUAAAGAGGCUGAGAAAAUAAUAUUGUUUCUGUCUUCAUAUUUUGCGAUACACUCAGCGAUUAUGAGAUCGAACAAAUUUUGUUUAUGCAGCUGUAUUCACGUUCUUUCCUGCAUCGAUUACAGGAGCUACAGAAGGUGUACAUUACACAUUUGCCAAAAAAAGUGCAGUUCAUAACCGGGUUGACAAAAAAGGAAGACAAAUUGUUUUUCCAUAAAAUAAAUCUAUAAUAAUGAGGACCAAUAGUAAAACAUCGUUGCUCUAUUGUCUGAGAGCGUUUUACAUGUAACAUUAUACCAAUGUCAUUAAUUAAAGAAUCUCUUUACACAAAUCCUUGUUUUUAUUCAUUCAUGCAGUUGCAUUAGGCUUACCUCUGUCAGUGUGAUCGACAAGUUCAUGUCACAAAGUUUCACCAACACUGGCGCUUCAGAACUAUAGAUUUAAAAUAAUUUGCUUGAAUUAAGUCAAGUAAGUUUUUUUUCAAUACAAAGCCAUUGAAAGCUUGAAAAGCGAUUUCCAGACGACUUAGAUUCCACACACCUUCCUACCAUAACCUUGCGCGAACACGAUACUAUAUUAUUUUUGUACGAAACAUCAAACAAUAAUAUAUCCAGAAAGUGAAAUUGGAGAAUGAAUUUGCUAUUACAUAUAUUAAAACACAACAUGGAAGCGUGCCAACAUUUUUUUACCGUGAAAACACAACAUCAAUAUCAAAAUCAAAAACACAGGUUGAAAUAUUUUCCUUUUUAAUAUAAAUACAUCUCAAAGGAUAAAUGAUGAAACUCAACAAUAAUAUGGGUUAGUGAUUGUAACACAUCAGGUAGAUAUGUAUAUCUGUAAACAUGGCGCCCAUAUGGCCUGUAUCGAUCACCUUUGUUGAAAGCUGGAGAAAAAUGUCACUUUCGAAGAGGAUACACGUCUAAUGUUUAUUACUGUACACCAUUUUUGUUGAAAGAACGGCAACCUAUUCAAGUAAAUGUAACUUUGUAUAUUACCUCAGCUAAUGCACGUCCAAUGUUACAACUUCAGAACUUAAGGACAUUUAGAAGAUGUUGUUUUAAAAGGGUUUUGGCACCGUGCAGAUGAGUCAAGGUAAUUCAUAUAAGCUUUACAUCCCUUCAGCUGCCUAACAUGCUACUGGCCAAACAUCCUCACAAUAGGCCUCUUGGAAGUGCAGAGGUUUUUUAAUAAAUAGACGCCGAACGUUCAAUGGGCACCGCGCCACAGCAUUAGCUCACUCGCCCUUCUAACAGCGAGUUAAACAUUUUCAAUUUAAAGUAAAAUACAUAAUAUCGUAAAUGGGUUCAGGUAGUAUUAGGUUUCAUUUUACGCACUCACGAGUUCACACCUUGCAACAGUAAACGACAUACAAAUCGGUCCCCCGGGAGUGACCAUACUGUAGGGAGAAGACAAAACAAUAUUGCGAUGGGACUGCAGAUCAACCUUUUCCCUCCAAUCAAUUAAGCAUAAGAGAGAAAGAAAAAAACAUGUAUUCUGCAGUGGAAAAUAUUGAAAGGUUACCUGGACCUUAGCUGGAGUCCUAUUGCUAUCUAUCACCUGCAGGUUUGGGUAGAGAAUAUACCUAGCUUAUCCUACCGUAUGUUACUGUCAGAGGCAAUUCAUGUCCUCUCCUCGAACCUGCAGGUGAAAGAUAGCUUCAGGGCUUAAGCUAAGGUCCAGGUAACCUUUCAAUAUUUUCCGUGGUGAACGAGACCAAAUUCAGAAUUACAUCGACUUACUUUUCUCCUUUAAAAAAGGACCAUCAGGUUAGCAGCAGAUAAACAAUAUAAACAUGGUUUCCUACAUGUAAAAUCUAUAUACUUACAUGUAUACAUUUUAUAUUGUUACCAUAAGAAAACAAAAUACUCAUAUUUGUACAAUCGUAACCACAAGUCAUACAUAUAUAUACUCCUACCUGUUAUAUUAUUACCACAGGUAAACUCUAUGCAGUCCUACCUGUUAUAUUACAUAUAAAUAUAUAUACGCCUACCUGCGGUAUUACUGCAGGUAAAUGUAUACACUCCUACCUGUUAUAUUACUACAGGUAAAUCUAUAUAAGCCUAUCUGCUGUAUAACUACAGGUACAUCUAUAUACUCCUACGUGUUAAAUGUAUAUUAAU
Molecule: messenger RNA, 10930 nt
Organism: Mizuhopecten yessoensis (Yesso scallop)
Lineage: Eukaryota; Metazoa; Mollusca; Bivalvia; Pectinida; Pectinidae
Product: myosin-VIIa-like
Exons: 29
Coding region: 554-4552 (1332 amino acids)
Cellular component (GO): cytoskeleton
Source: RefSeq, a predicted model, not a curated record